Molecule: messenger RNA, 942 nt
Organism: Rhinolophus ferrumequinum (greater horseshoe bat)
Lineage: Eukaryota; Metazoa; Chordata; Mammalia; Chiroptera; Rhinolophidae
Gene: TCEAL5
Product: transcription elongation factor A like 5
Exons: 3
Coding region: 97-693 (198 amino acids)
Source: RefSeq, a predicted model, not a curated record
CUGCAGGUCUUCAGGUCUGUGGUUGCAAGCACCAGGCAAGAAGAGGAAAGACCUGCAGGCUCAGUGCAGGACAAGCAAAGGAGGGGACAUCUCAACAUGGAAAAACUCUACAAUGAAAACGAAGGAAAGCAGGAAAGCAAGGGCAAGCCAGAAGAUGAAGUAGAUACAGAAGAUGAAGGAAAGUCAGAUGAGGAAGAAAAGCCUGAAGUGGAGGGGAAGCCAGAACAUGAGGGACAGCUCCAGGACCAGGGACAGCCAGAUGAUGAGGGACAGCCAGAUGAUGCGGGGAAGCAAGAAAAGCAGGGCAAGUCUGAAGAUGAGGGAAAAGCACGUGGUGAGGGCAAGUCAGAACCCCAGGCAAAGCCAGGGAGCGAGCCGCGGGCUGCCGAGAAGCGCCGGGCUGAAGAUUAUGUGCCUCGGAAAGCAAAACGAAAAACAGACAGGGGGACAGACGAUUCCCCCAAGGACUAUCAGGAGGACUUACAGGAAAGGCAUGUGGGCAGUGAGAUGAGGGAAUGUGGAGAUGUGUCACGGGCUCAGGAAGAGCUAAGGAAAAAACAAAAUAUGGGUGGUUUUCAUUGGAUGCAAAGAGAUGUGCAGGAUCCAUUCACCCCAAAGGGCCAACGGGGUGUCAGGGGAGUGAAGGGUGGAGGUAGGGGCCAGAAGGACUUAGAAGAUGUUCCAUAUGUUUAAUGCCCUCGGCCUUCAAUUCUGAUUUAUCUGAUGAGAAUAUUGCCUACCCUGCUUUCCCUGGCAGGCAUUUGCCAGGCCAUGUGCUUUAACCUUAAGCUGAUAGUUUGCUUUAGGUGUCACUCUUGUUGCCAGCAGCCUUUUGAUCCAACUACAGCACUCUGUUUCAGUAGGGGAUUUCCACCCAUGUGCAUGGAAGAGAUGUUCAUGGUACAUUGUAAAAUAAUAAUAAAAAAAGCAGUUUUCAGAACC